GCCUGCACCCACUCUCCUACCCGCUCUCCGGUCCUCUUCGUCCGGCCUCUCCAACAUGAAGCAGCCGCUCGGAGACCUGAUGAGGAUGAGCCGGAUUUGCCGCAUGGUUCUCGCUACUUGUCUGGGAUCGUUUAUUCUUGUAAUCUUCUAUUUCCAAAGUAUGUUCCAACCAGUCUUGAGGAGGAACACAUUUGUGGUGGACGGCUGUUGCAGGAAAGGAUCCAGAAACGCUCUACAGGAACUCUACAACCCCUCUGUGCCGGAGUUCUCGGGAGCAGCGGUUCUACACGAGGCUCGCAGGGACCAGGUGGCAGAGACGUGCAGACUCCACAGUGCCUCCAGCAGGAAGAGGAGAGUAUUGACCCCGGGGGACCUCAAACAUCUGGUGGUGGAUGAGGAGCACGAGCUCAUUUACUGCUACGUUCCCAAAGUGGCCUGCACAAACUGGAAACGGGUCAUGAUGGUGCUGACUGGGCGUGGCAAAUACAGUGAUCCGAUGGAGAUACCGUCAAAUGAAGCACACGUUCCAUCCAAUCUGAAGACUUUAAACCAGUACAGCAUCGCCGACAUCAACCAUCGCCUCAAGAACUACCUCAAGUUCCUCUUCGUACGGGAGCCAUUCGAGCGCUUGGUCUCCGCCUACCGCAACAAAUUCACGCUCAAGUACAACUCCUCCUUUCACAAGCGCUUUGGAACCCGCAUCAUACGCCGCUACCGCAAAAACGCCACCAUGGAAGCGCUAACCACCGGCGAUGAUGUCAAAUUCAGGGAGUUUGUGGAGUAUUUGGUCGAUCCUGCCACGCAACGAGAUGGUCCCCUGAAUGAGCACUGGCAGACGGUGUAUCAGCUGUGCCAUCCGUGUCACAUUCAUUAUGAUUUGGUGGGAAAGUACGAAACCUUGGAGGAAGACGCUAACUACAUCCUGCGGCUUAUCGGAAUGGGAAAUGCACUAAGAUUCCCAAGCUACGCUAAGUCGACGCGCACUACGGAUGCAAUGGCCGCACAGUUUUUUAGCAAUAUUAGCAGCCAACAGCAAGUGCAGCUCUACCAACUUUACAAACUGGACUUUUUGAUGUUUAACUACACCACACCGAGCUAUCUCAAGAUUGACUAGCGGUUAGCAUCGGUUUAACAUAAUCAGAACUGCUGUCUUUAGUUCUUGUCUUUUUAGCGCAAGAAACAUGAUGUCGAAUCCAAUCUACUGGUGACUUUCUAAGCGCCGAUUUUGAUUGCAGUAAAGCGUUUGGAUUUUCUGGCUGAAGCAGGUCUUCAAUGUGUUUCAAUGGGGAAUGUAUGCAACGAGAAUGAACUCUCAAUCUCUCUCGCAAUUUUUACCCCAAAUAUUUAAACAAACUGCAAAAUAAUUGCCAGACUAGCACGUGCCCUGACCCCAACACUGGCUUUGAAUAUGUUUUUGCCAUUAGAAGAACACUGCAAAUUGCAAACAACAA
Messenger RNA from Periophthalmus magnuspinnatus, 1451 nucleotides. It is a transcript of the gene chst11, whose product is annotated as carbohydrate (chondroitin 4) sulfotransferase 11. NCBI's taxonomy places the organism in Eukaryota, Metazoa, Chordata, Actinopteri, Gobiiformes, Gobiidae. Gene Ontology annotation, cellular component: membrane. Gene Ontology annotation, biological process: carbohydrate biosynthetic process; proteoglycan biosynthetic process. Gene Ontology annotation, molecular function: sulfotransferase activity. The coding region runs from base 56 to 1114 and encodes 352 amino acids. The transcript has 4 exons. The record is from RefSeq and is a predicted model, not a curated record.